AAAGUUAUGUCACCAGUAUUGGUCAUACAUGGAACAGAAGAUGAUGUUAUUAAUAUUAGUCAUGGUCUUGCUAUUUAUGAAAGAUGUCCAAGAGCUGUUGAACCACUUUGGGUUGAGGGAGCUGGACAUAAUGAUGUUGAACUUUAUAAUCAGUAUCUAGAACGACUUAAACAUUUUGUUAGUGUUGAAUUAAUAAACUGACGUAAAUUAAGCCUCCCAAUGAGUCAGGGAGGACAUGGUGAAGGUGAUAAUGAAAAUUUAAAUAAUACUGAUAAAGAUAAUAAUUCAAUAUCAAAUUAUUUAAAUACAAUAAGUCGUACAAUGUUAAUAUGCGAUGAUGAACCUUCACCAGUGUCAAGUGAUGAAGUUUUUUUUAUAUGUGCUGAUGAACAAACAACAAUAGCAACACCAACAACAACAACAAAAAAUGACGAUAAAAAUGAUAAUAUUAAUAAUGAUAAUAUGAAAAUUAAAAAAAUAUUAAUUAAUGAUAAAUGCAAAAAUAAUAGUAUGCUCAAAAUUGAUAGUAUUGAUAAUGUUAAACAACAACAACAACAACAUAAACAAAAAAAAUUAACUAGUAUAUUUAGUAGAAAAAAAAGUAAAAAAGUAUAUCGUGAUGUUGGAUCUGGUACAUGUGAUGAAAUAAUUAUUAAAAAAAAUGAUGAUGAUAAUGAUGUUAAUGAUAAAACGAAUGAUAAUGAUGAUGAUAAUGAUGAUGAUAAUAAAAAUGAUACAGCAGCACAUACAAUAUUAGUUAAAAUACAAGUUGAAAAUUUAUCAAAAGAUAAUAAAAAUAAAAAUAUAACAUUAAUUGAUGAUGAUAAUAAUAAACAAAUACAAUGUAAAUUAAAUGAUAAUAAAACAGUUGCUGUACAAGUUAAUAUAAAUUCAUCUGAUAUUAAUAGUGAUACACAAUGUUUAAAAAUAAAUAAAGUAAUAUGUUGUAAUAAUAAAACAACAAAAUUACAAUGUAAUAAAAAUAUAAAAAGUCAACAAAAAAAUGAUUGUUUAAAAAUAAAUGAUACAAAUAAUAUUGGUAUAACAACAACAAUACCAAAAUCACCAAAAUCACCAUCACCAUCAAUUGAUUCAUCAAAAAUAUUUAUAUUAAAUAGUGGUAAUAAAAAUAAACAACAAAUAAAUACAAAUAUUGAUAAUAAAAUUAAUAAAAAAUUACCAGAUAAAAGUUAUUCAGUUGAUCGUGCAUCAUUAAAAAAAAAAAAAUUAAUACAAGGUAUUAGUCCAGCUAAAAAAUUUAAUCGUUCAUCAUUAACAAUUGGAUCAGAUAAAAUAACAAUUAAUUUAUCAAAAUAUUCACCAUGUGCUAGUAGACUUGCUGCAAGUUCAAAAAUAUUAAAUACAUCACCAACAAAUUUAAGUCCAGAUAGUCCAAUACAUGUAUCACGUAAUAAAAGUCCAAUACGUAAUAAUGAUAAUUUUAAUUAUUUAUCACCAAUUAAUAAUAAAUUUGAUACACUUAAAUUAACAAAUGAUAAAUUACCAUUACAAAUGAGUCGUUCAUUAAAUAUUGAACAAUUUAAAAAACCAUAUACAACACCAAGAAGUAGAAGUGUUGGUGAUAGUUGUAUAAUAACAUCAUCAUUAAAUGAUACAACAACAACAACAACUAAAAAAACAAUUUGUUAUUCACCAAUAAUUGGUAAUGAAUUAUUAUCACUUGAUGAUACUGAUAAAAAAUAUAAAAAUAAUAAUAAUAAUAAACAAAAUCAUGAUUUAUCAUUAUCAACUCCAAAUUUAAAAAUUAUUAAUAAUGACAAACUUGUAGCAUUUUCAACGAUAAAUUCAACAAAACUUGAAACAAAAUGUUAAAUUAAUUAUUAUGUUAUUGAUGAUCUCUAUUUUAGUUUCUUUUAUUAAACUUUAAAUUAUAUUUAUUUUUACCUAAUGAUUAUUAUAUUAUGAUAAUGAUGAUCAUGAAUGUUGACAUGUUUGUUAAUCGAGUGUGUUGUUAUUGAUCGUUUAUAUACGUAUAUGACAUUAUUAUUAUUAUUUUAUUAUUAUAAAAAAAUUAUUCAUUGCUCACAUGUUGCUUUUAUUUUAUAACUUUUUUUUUUUUAUUUUAAAAGGUUUAUUGAUUAUUGGUUUUGCUACAGAAAAUCUUAGUGCCAAAGAGAUUUUUUUUUUUAAUUUUAUUUUUCUUCAUUUUCAUCUUGUUUUUUUAUAAUGAAAAAUAAAUGAAAAUUCAUAUUACAAAAUUUUUAAACUGCCCUUUAAUAAUUUUUAUCAGUAAUAAAUAAUAAUUAUUUAUGGAUAAAUGAUUAUAAUAUUAAUAAAGUAAAAAAUAAAGGAAUACAAUAAUUAAUUACUGAGGAUCUUCCAGAAAAAAUAAAAAUUCAGAUGAGAAAAAAUAAACAAUAAAUAAAUAAUGUCUUACCAAAUAAUAAAAAUUGACAAAAUAAAAAAAAGGAUAAUAAAUCAUUGCCAAAUUUGACUACAAUGUAAAUUAAUUAAUUAAUAAAUUGGGAGAUUAAAAAUAUGACCUCAAGUUAAAUAGUAUUCUUGUAAUGCAAAAAUGUAAAUAUAUGAAUACACAAACGUCAUUUUUUUCAUUUGUUUUUAAACUAAGAAAUAAAUUAAAACAAAGUUAAACUAUAUAAUUAUAUACUUGUAAUCAAAUACUGACACAAUUGGACUUUAGUGUGUAAUUAUUAUUCCAAAAGCGGAAUUAAUGCACUGUUUGUUUGAUUGAAAAAAUAAGGAAAAAAACUAAAUUAAAUAAAAAAAACAUAUUCUAAUAAAUUUGUGAAAAAUAAUCUAAUAAUGAUUUUUGCAACACGAAAUUAAUAACUAAAUAGUGAUAAUAAUUUUUUUAUGUUUCAAUAUCAAAUCAUUUUAUAAAUAAAUAAGUAAAAAAUCGAAAAAAAAGAAAAUUCAUUUUAAUUAUUAUUAUUGCACUUAUAUGGAAAAUUUGUUGGCUGAUUAUCGCCGAUAAAUGCGACAGUUAAAUUAUAUAUUUAAUCAAUUAUAAUAAUAGUUUAUUUUAUUGAAGAAAAAUAUGUACUUAAGGCACUCUAGAUAAUAAUUUAAAUAUUAAAAUAAAAAUACCAAGUAUAUUAUCAAUGAAUGGAGAAAUAUAAUAAAAUAACUUACCUGACGAAAAUAAAAAAAAAAAUCUAAAUUAAAUUAAUAAGAGUGCCAAGAAAAAUUGACGAUUAGAAAAUGAUUAAUUUAUAUAUUUUUUUUGAUUAAAAAAUAAAUAGAUUAAAUUUAAAAAAUUAUUAAUGUUUGGAAAUAAUGAUAUAGAUAAAAAAUAAAAAAUAUUUAAAAUGAUAAAUUUUUGGUCUCAGUAUGAAGGUCUGUUAAAUAAUUGUCUCAUUCCAUAAUUUUUCUUAGAUAAUAAUUAUGUUUAUGAAUUAUAUAUUAUUAAUUGGGUGCAUUUAUUGCAUGUUGAUGUAAAUGUUAUGAAAAACAAAUUUAAUUAUUCAGUGUCAAUAGAUUAUAAUAAUAUUCAAUUUGUUAAAUAUAAAAAAACAUCGUUAAUUCUCGACAACAAUCAAUUUUGUAUAAAAAUAUAUAUUACAAGUAUUGUUUUUAAAAAAAAAAUGUUAUAAACAGUAAAAUAUUAA
This is a messenger RNA of Aphidius gifuensis, 3590 nucleotides long. RefSeq names its product alpha/beta hydrolase domain-containing protein 17C. The coding region runs from base 220 to 1833 and encodes 537 amino acids. The record is from RefSeq and is a predicted model, not a curated record. NCBI's taxonomy places the organism in Eukaryota, Metazoa, Arthropoda, Insecta, Hymenoptera, Braconidae. Gene Ontology annotation, cellular component: endosome membrane; plasma membrane. The transcript is spliced from 2 exons. Gene Ontology annotation, biological process: protein depalmitoylation. Gene Ontology annotation, molecular function: palmitoyl-(protein) hydrolase activity.